AUGGACGACUUCAGUGAGAUCAAGAAAGCGGUGGUGGAUCUCAACCUGACGGCGAAAGACAGCGCGUUCAACCACGGGGAGACAGAUGCAAUCGGCAGCACGGAGACAGCCCUGACCCUACAGAGGGUGGUGAACACCCUAAUGGCUGAUAAUCUGGAACUCCACAACAGACUGAGCGCUAUUGAAGCCAAAAUUACGACAAUGUACGCGGAGUUCAGCAGGGCUGAGUUCCUCCACGAAAGUAACGAUACUACCAGGGAUAGGUGCAUAAGGCCAGCCAUGCACCUUGACCCUAAAACGACCCCAAAGAGAGAUCCAGACGUGUCUCAUGGCCACACCGAGCGAUUUUCCUCCUUAGGACUAAGGACACGAGACCUCAAAGAUCAGAUGAUAGCUGAUCAACAAGAGCGGCGAGAAAGAACCCAUGAAGCCGUGGAUGAUGUUGAAGCUUAUGCAAAGGGGCAGCCGUGGUAG
Molecule: messenger RNA, 474 nt
Organism: Penicillium lagena
Lineage: Eukaryota; Fungi; Ascomycota; Eurotiomycetes; Eurotiales; Aspergillaceae
Exons: 1
Coding region: 1-474 (157 amino acids)
Source: RefSeq, a predicted model, not a curated record